Messenger RNA from Pyricularia grisea, 1184 nucleotides. RefSeq lists its product as uncharacterized. The record is from RefSeq and is a predicted model, not a curated record. Gene Ontology annotation, biological process: protein import into nucleus; ribosomal subunit export from nucleus. NCBI's taxonomy places the organism in Eukaryota, Fungi, Ascomycota, Sordariomycetes, Magnaporthales, Pyriculariaceae. Gene Ontology annotation, molecular function: GTP binding; GTPase activity. The coding region runs from base 1 to 627 and encodes 208 amino acids. Gene Ontology annotation, cellular component: nucleus; cytoplasm. The transcript has 5 exons.
AUGGCUGAGGCUCAGCAAGUCCCCACCUUCAAGCUGGUGCUUACCACCUUCGUCAAGCGCCACUUGACUGGUGAGUUCGAGAAGAAAUACAUGGCCACACUUGGUGUGGAGGUCCACCCGCUAGGUUUCGAGACGAACUUUGGCAAGAUCCAAUUCGAUGUGUGGGACACCGCAGGUCAGGAGAAGUUCGGUGGUCUUCGUGACGGUUACUACAUCAACGGCCAGUGCGGUAUCAUCAUGUUCGACGUCACAUCCCGCAUUACCUACAAGAACGUCCCGAACUGGCACCGUGACUUGGUUCGUGUCUGCGAGAACAUCCCCAUUGUUCUCUGCGGUAACAAGGUCGACGUCAAGGAGCGCAAGGUGAAGGCCAAGACCAUCACUUUCCACAGGAAGAAGAACCUCCAGUACUACGACAUCUCGGCCAAGUCGAACUACAACUUCGAGAAGCCUUUCCUGUGGCUCGGCCGCAAGCUCGUUGGCAACCCUGCUCUGGACUUCGUUGCCGCUCCUGCCCUUGCUCCCCCCACCGCUGAGGUGUCCGCAGAGCAGCAGGCCGCAUACGAGGCUGAGAUUGCAGCGGCUUCGGUUGCGCCCCUGCCCGAUGACGAUGACGAUGACUUCUGAGCGGUGGAUGACUGCUAGCCCUAGCGCGAGGAUUCUAAUGGAAGCGCUCGGUGAAGCUGGGAUUAUGCCGUUCUGGGUCUCUUUGUGGAGAAACGCUGAGCUCGAGCGGCAGGCUGACUACUUAUGACGAUUAUGGGAUUGAUGGGAGGGAAAAGGUUGCACAAGGACUACCUCUGAAGGAAAAGUGAGCGAAGUUUCGGAAUAGGAUUUUACAUAUCCGGGACCGGCACAUCCACUCAGCAUCGCCCCUUACGAGAUUCACGACACGGUGGUAGAAUUCGGCGUCAGUUACUGCAUAGUGAACAGCUUAGGUAGACACUAAAAUUUUCAGCUGACUUUGACUUCUUUGGCGGAACAGUUAUUAGAGUUUCCAUAGCAGACACGGCGACCAUGGUUUUCGAGAGACAGUAGAAGUAAGGUUUCACUUGGAUUGAAACAGCACGAACAUGUGGAGUAGACAAAUGUAGUGAGCACGAUCAAAAGUUCUGGUGUGUCGAGGUUGCCUCUGUUGAUUAGGUUGCUUGAGCAAGGGUGCCUGUGUUCUAAUUGGACUCAAG